This is a messenger RNA of Melampsora larici-populina 98AG31, 1205 nucleotides long. RefSeq lists its product as uncharacterized. The record is from RefSeq and is a predicted model, not a curated record. The transcript has 5 exons. The coding region runs from base 340 to 1050 and encodes 236 amino acids. Gene Ontology annotation, molecular function: oxidoreductase activity, acting on a sulfur group of donors, disulfide as acceptor. NCBI's taxonomy places the organism in Eukaryota, Fungi, Basidiomycota, Pucciniomycetes, Pucciniales, Melampsoraceae.
GGUGGAGAUGGAGGUGGACCCGGUUUCCGAGACUGAAAUGGUGUUUCGGUGACCAAACACGUUCCUUGUCGGUUCUGGGCACGAAGUUCUGAAAACGUUCCAGGAACCACGCGGGCCGAGGAUGCAUUCUUUUUGGUUGUGAGUUGAAGAAAACAUGGGAUCCACCAAGGAAAUUCACGCGAUUUUGGGUGCGCCUAUUUCUCUUUAAGGGUAAGGAAGGGUAAGGGGUUGGUCAGUUAUGUACUUGGCAGAAAGUGAUUUACCAGCAUCACUCUUCUCAUUUCACUCUGAACCUCCUUCGAUCAACUUGUCAAUUUAUAUCCCUCAACAUAAUCCAACAUGAUAACAACGUUGCUUUUCAUUUCGGUUUACUUGAGUCUGAUCGAGCAAGCUUUCUCUCAACCGCAACCGAAUAGACUCACCAGUCCUUAUCCAUCUGGUCAACUGCCUUUUCAAUCUAAUGGUAUCAGCACAAGUACCACUCCCGCAAAAAGUCUUAUCCCUGUCGCUUUAGGAGUCAUGAGUAAAUGUCCAGAUGCUCAAAUUUGUGAGGAUAUAUUUGAUCGAGUGUUAACAGAAGUGUCAAAGAAAGUAGAUCUCACAAUGGUUUACAUGGGCAAUUUUGAUGAAUCGGAACAAUAUGGUGUUCGAUGUCGACACGGUCCAAUGGAAUGUCGUGCCAAUAUUCAACAACUAUGUUACCGCGCUCAUCAUCCAAUCCUGCAACACUGGUGGUCUUUCAUUCAAUGUCAAAAUUACGCUGGACUAGCUCGAGUGGGUGAUGAAGAUCUUGCAAGAUCAUGCGCAAAAUUAAAUGGUCAUGAUUGGGAUGAAAUUCAAGGUUGCGUAGAAGGAGAUGAAGGUCUUGACUUAUUACAUGCAAGUGUUAGAGAAGCAUUACUCUUACCUGUUCUGAAGAGUUGCUCGAUUUAUAUCAAUCGUCGAAUGAUCUGUAUGCAUGAUUCAAGUUGGAAGCAAUGUCCUUCAGGUCAUACUCCUGCUGACUUCAUCAAGCUCAUUGAAAGCGAGUACAAAAAAAUCAACUCAUGAUCAUUGUCUCUAGUGAUGAUCAGCUUAACGAGAUAUUCUCAAUCAUUUAUAACAAUCUACAUAUAUUCACAAUCGCGUUAUCAUAUCCUUAUCUGAAGUAUGGGUCUAUCAAAUUGUAUUCGAUAUCUUUGUAAUUUUAACGCACAAAUUAAUCC